GCAUAAACUCAUUAAAACCCAUAUGAUUUUGAAGUUUCGUAAACAAAAGUCAGCAAAUUUUCUCUUUUGCGGCGCAAAUUCUGGAGUUUUCAGCGCUUCAUUUUACCAAAACGCAGCCAGACACGAAAUAAGAUUACAUUUUCGGAAUAAUGACUUAAAACAAAUAAUUUUUCGGUAAAUUCUUGCCUUUAAUUGCCCGAUUAUGACGUGCUGGGCCUUCCUCGUCCUUUCGUGUCUGAUCUUGCCAGUGCUGACGACCGACCCUGCCGUGCUGAUCGUGUCCUUUGAUGGUUUUCGGCACGACUACUUUGACCGUGUGUCAUCGCCAAAUUUCGACCGGUUGAAGCGGCGCGGUUCCCACGGCGACAUAAUGAACGUUUUUGAAACCAAAACCUUUCCAAACCAUCAGUCGCUGGCCACCGGGCUCUACCCUGAAAGCCACGGAGUGCUCGCCAACCACGUCUUUGACCCCAACUAUAACCGCACCGUCAACUACAGCAUCGAGCUGUGGCAAUACAACGACCAAAUCAUGCCUAUAUGGACUUUGAACGAAAUGUCCGGAGUGGAUCGGAACAGUGGCGUGAUGAUGUGGCCGGGCAGCGAAUUCAGCUACCACAAGGCUGUUCUGCCAACCUUCAUUCAGAAAUGGGAUCCCAGGUGGACGUGGCAGCAGCGAGUGGACAUGGUCAUGUCCUGGCUCACACACCCCCACAACCCUGCUAAUUUGGUCAUGCUGUACAUGGAGGAGCCGGACACGCAUGCCCACGCUUUUGGGUCUGAAUCUGCAGAGGUCACUGAGCAGAUCAAGAAUGUCGACAGAUACAUUGGUUAUUUGGUCGACCAAUUGGAGAGGCACAAUCUCACUGAGGCAGUUAACACAUUCGUCCUUAGUGAUCACGGGAUGACUGAGACUGACGUCCACCGAAUAAUUGAUCUCAACGAAUUCACCGACAAUUCCACUUACCUCAGGGUUGGAACGUCACCUGUGGUGCACAUUUUCCCACACCCUGGCCAGCAACACACUUUGUUGCUUCAGUUUGAGUGGGCGGCGCACCAGUACAAAACCUUCCAAGUGUUCACAAAUGAUAAUAUUCCAAGUCACUGGAAGGUGACCAACUGCAGGCGUGCGCCUCCCAUAUUGUUGGUGGCCAACGAGGGCUACGCUUUUGAUGACCUGCGGGAGUCUAUCGUCGAGUACGGCAAGAAGUAUAAUUUUACGCCCACGGUGAACCACAAGUACGGCUUGCACGGCUACGACAACCUGCUGCGAAGCAUGCAGCCAUUUUUUGUGGCCUUCGGGCCGAGCAUACGAGAAGACUUCACCAUCCCGCAGAUCCACUCGAUAGACCUGUUCUCGCUGUGGACGGAAAUGCUCAAGCUGCCGCAGCAAACCACCAAUGGCACCCUGAGCGCAGAAACGCUGCAGAUGCUCAGGGUGCACCACAUCUCGCCCAGCCUCUCUUCUUUGCUGAUCACGUGUAAGAAUUGCAUGUCCCAGAGCUGUGUUUGUAUGCGUGAGUCUUGCCAUCGUCAUAAUAGGCGGCACCGGGAUAAUUGCGACCAGGCGGCUAAUCAGGAAGCGCAACAUAGAUGAUUGUUCUCAGCCAUAUAGAGGCAUGCAGUCUUUUGAGGUAGAUGAUAAUGAGGAGAUCACGGUGGAAAUAGUCAACGGAAACAUCGAGGAGCAACACUUGCUCAGUGGCGACUCGUCCUAAUCAAAGUCUCAAUCCGAGUCUAAUUAGUCAAUGACAAAAUAAAAGCUGUGGUAAUUUUGCUAUCCUUCACUCACACACAGACCUGUAAAUAAUAUACUUACUUAACGCAAUUGAUGUUCUAUUCUUACAUGAUAAAAUAGGGUCUGUAUUUUAUUGAAUAUUUUUUUAGUUAAAACUUAAUUCUCUGAUCUCUAUUGGAAGAGAUCUUUUCUUACAAAACAUGUGUCAUGUUGUGUGCAGUCAAUAAUAAUGUUCUACUUCUAAAAGCAAAACUUUAACUUCUCGAUGUCAAUUUCGCACGCGGAGGAUUUAACAUAAUAAAUCGAGAGAAUGAGAUAAUCAUGUAA
Neocloeon triangulifer is the source of this 2062-nucleotide messenger RNA. Its product is annotated as bis(5'-adenosyl)-triphosphatase enpp4-like. NCBI's taxonomy places the organism in Eukaryota, Metazoa, Arthropoda, Insecta, Ephemeroptera, Baetidae. The record is from RefSeq and is a predicted model, not a curated record. The transcript has 7 exons. The coding region runs from base 203 to 1594 and encodes 463 amino acids.